UUCGCGUAUAAAGCGUAUUUUGCUAAAUCGCUUGCUUAUUUCUUUAUUAUUACAUAGUUAAAAUGUCUCCCAAGUCAAAUCAUACAGUGAGAAGAGUUCGGGGAAAGAAAAAAAAUCAGUUCACAAAAGCCAAAAUUGUACAAGCAAGAGAAAAGCUAUUACAAAGUGUGGACGCAAGUAGACACAAGAAGCUUUUAGAGAAAAUAAUCCAAAGAAAAUAAGAUCCGAUAAAGACCAUGUAGAAAUGAAUAAACACGUAGAUAUAACAACCUUGGGAAAGAAUCUAUGGUGUACAAAAUGCGACCUGCCAAUUUCUUUAAGAGACGUGAGGCAUGAUAAUAAAUAUGGUGUCGCCAGUAUUCUUACAGUCGAGUGCUUACGUUGUAAUAUAUUGCACAAAGUUCCUACUUUUCAAGCAGAGGAGAAUUCACCAAUCAGUUUUCCAGUUAAUUUGAAUAUUGCUCUUGGAAUGAUAGAUCAUGGGCUUGGCGAGACGCAUAUCAACGGUCUAUUCGCUGCAGCCAAUUUUCAAACAAUCUCCCCUGCUUUUUUAAAAAAAACUGAAAGAAGAGUAGGUAAAGCUAUAGAAAAAGUAGCUAAAGAAUCAUGUUUAGAGAGUAUUAGAUUAGAAAAGAAGGAGACGCUGGCUAAUAUUCAGAAAGAGAGCAUGUAAGCAUUUUUGAGG
Messenger RNA from Cyphomyrmex costatus, 685 nucleotides. RefSeq lists its product as uncharacterized. Lineage: Eukaryota; Metazoa; Arthropoda; Insecta; Hymenoptera; Formicidae. Bases 245 to 673 code for a protein of 142 amino acids. The record is from RefSeq and is a predicted model, not a curated record. The transcript has 3 exons.